This is a messenger RNA of Sander lucioperca (pikeperch), 1447 nucleotides long. Its product is annotated as SUMO-conjugating enzyme UBC9-like. NCBI's taxonomy places the organism in Eukaryota, Metazoa, Chordata, Actinopteri, Perciformes, Percidae. Gene Ontology annotation, cellular component: nucleus. Gene Ontology annotation, biological process: protein sumoylation. Gene Ontology annotation, molecular function: SUMO conjugating enzyme activity. The transcript is spliced from 7 exons. The record is from RefSeq and is a predicted model, not a curated record. Bases 344 to 820 code for a protein of 158 amino acids.
AACAAAUUGGGGUCCUUUCUUGCGAUAGGAUAGCUGUCGAAACGGUGUUAGAGUCACAUUGUUUUACACAACUGUGGUAAAAUAACAAAAAUAACACCAAUAUAUGUCGAUUAGAUUGUUUUUGGGAUGUUGAUAAAAUCGAAGCUUCCUUUGGUUUGGUCAUUUACGCCCUAACUCUCCCAGUAGUUUUGUUUUAUAACGUCGAAGGGUGUUUUUUUCGGUCGCCGUCAACACAGCACUAGCGUUAGCAAAGCAACCAAGCUAACGUUCUCAAACCCACGUAACGUAAAUUCAGAUAUUUAGCUAGCCAAACAAAAUAAGAGGGAGGCGUUGAUGAGCAGUAAUGUCUGGCAUCGCUCUUAGCAGACUGUCCCAGGAACGCAAAGCCUGGAGGAAAGACCAUCCGUUUGGUUUUGUUGCUGUGCCCACGAAGAAUCCUGAUGGGACCAUGAAUCUGAUGAACUGGGAGUGUGCCAUCCCUGGGAAGAAAGGAACCUUGUGGGAGGGAGGACUCUACAAACUCAGAAUGCUGUUCAAAGAUGACUACCCUUCCUCACCACCCAAAUGCAAGUUUGAGCCACCAAUAUUCCACCCAAAUGUCUACCCAUCUGGCACAGUGUGUCUGUCCAUCCUGGAGGAGGACAAAGACUGGAGGCCUGCCAUCACCAUCAAACAGAUCCUGUUGGGUAUCCAGGAGCUGCUGAAUGAGCCCAACAUUCAAGACCCAGCACAAGCAGAGGCGUACACAAUUUACUGUCAGAACAGGAUGGACUAUGAGAAGCGGGUAAGGGCACAGGCCAAGAAGUUUGCCCCCACAUAGAGAGGAGAGUUGGCCUCUUUACCCGCCUGAGCAGCCUGGACGGACUGCUGGAGGUUACAAACAGGAGGCAGGCAGCACCUGAUGGACCACUCCAAUAAGAAUCCAGUUUUGAGUAUUAUCCUAUCACACAGGUGACGAGAGGUUUUUUUUUUUUUUUUUUUUUUUUUUUUUAUAAUAAACAAAACGUUCAAUAAGAAAUAUUCAUGCAUUUUUAAUGCAUAGCUGGUGAUCCUAGAACUCUGCUGUCAACACAACCUUUGCUUUUUGUAACUCUUGUAUAAUUCAUAUCUCCAGUUUUGUCAUAAGUGCUGCUAAGCUCACUCAUGCCUCCCCAUUAAUUUUGUAAGUCAUAAUAAUUUAUCAACAGAGCCGUAGAGAUAAGAAGUCCAAACCACUCUGUGUGUAGUUCAGUCGGUUGUGGCAGAGGAGGAGAUUUAGUUUAGUCUUACACUUCCAGUUUUUUUUGUUUUUAUCAAACCCCAGAAGUAUUGUAGAUAGUGUUUCAUGACCGUGGCCAUGAACUGGGACAAAGCAGUCAGACACACAAGGGAAGUCAGUCCUUCCGUUGUCAUGUGUAUAAAAAUAAAUAAAUAAAUAAAUAAAAAGGUCAGGUUCUGCUUAUCCGUU